This is a messenger RNA of Orycteropus afer afer, 2049 nucleotides long. The record is from RefSeq and is a predicted model, not a curated record. NCBI's taxonomy places the organism in Eukaryota, Metazoa, Chordata, Mammalia, Tubulidentata, Orycteropodidae.
AUGCAGUUGCAGUCAGAUAUUGGCUGGGGUGGCUGCCACGUGAAGUCUGAAUUGGGCUGGAAAUCCAAGAUGGAGCACUUUCAUAAAUGGCAGCUGACCGUGGCCAUCCGCUGGGAAGGUUAUUCAUACUCGCCGGGCCCCAAGGCCUGCACGCGCGCCCACGCGUACACACUCACGCACACUCCUCCGGCCCCGCCCAUCCCGGCCCAUCACGAGGUCCGACCUCACUGCAGGGCUGAGGUCUUUACGUCCCAAGACUACGUUUCCCAGGAGGUGCUGCGACGCUGGCCCAAUCAGGACGCAGCAUCGGCUAUGCUUUGUGCGUCUGCGCCAUCUUCCGGCUCCAGGCGGCGAGUCCGCCGGUCCCGAGGAGAGGGCGCACUCUGGGCUGUCGGGGCGCAGUCGCUCCGAGACCUGGACUCGAGGAGGUAUCAGGUGAGCGGCUCCGGAGCUUCCAAGGAGCUCUGGGGUCAGCGCGGGGUCAGGCGACGCGGCCGGGCCGCGCUCGCCCUGCUGGCGCCCCCUUUCUGCGUCCAGGCUCUUAUCCCGAGCCCAUGGGCGUCACUGUUGUUCAGGGACGUGGCCGUGGUCUUCUCCCAAGAAGAGUGGGAGCAGCUGGCGCCUGCUCAGAGGGCUCUGUACAGAGAUGUGACACUGGAGACGUACGGCAACCUGGUCGCAGUGGGUCUUGCCACUUCCAAGCCUGACAUGAUCUCCUCCCUGGAGCAGGGACAGGAGCCCUGGACGGCGGAGGGGGCGGCGCCAGGAGGCCGGGGCCUUGGAAGCCCGCUGCACCCGCCUGCGGCCCGCCCAGCGCUGCUGCCCCUGCUGCCCCUGCUUUUCUGCCCCUGUCCUCGUCUUCUCACCAUCUGUGGCCAUCAGAGGGUUCACACUGGUGAGAAACCUUACGAAUGUAAGGACUGCGCAAAGGCUUUCAGUCGAAGCUCGCAAUUGAUCGAACAUCAGCGGAUUCACACGGGGGAGAAGCCCUAUCAAUGUAAGGAGUGUGGGAAGGCCUUCAAUCGGAUCUCACACCUCAAACAUCAGACUGUUCACACUGGCAAGAAGCUCUAUGAAUGUAAGGAAUGUGGGAAAGCCUUCAAUCAGGGUUCCACUCUUAUUCGCCAUCAGAGAAUUCACACUGGUGAGAAGCCCUAUGAAUGUCAGGUAUGCGGGAAGGCCUUCAGGGUGAGCUCACAGCUGAAGCAGCAUCACAGGAUUCACACUGGGGAGAAGCCCUACCAGUGUAAGGUGUGCGGUAGGGCCUUCAAACGGGUGUCACAUCUUACUGUACAUUACAGAAUUCACACGGGUGAGAAGCCAUACGAAUGUAAGGAAUGUGGGAAGGCCUUCAGUCACUGUUCACAGCUGGUUCAGCAUCAGAGAAUUCACACAGGAGAGAAACCUUAUGAAUGUGAUGUUUGUGGGAAAGCAUUUAGCCAUCUUGCGUCACUCACUCAGCAUCAAAGAGUACGUUCUGGAGAGAAACCAUAUAAAUGUAAGGAAUGUGGGAAAGCCUUUAGACAGAGUAUACACCUUGCUAGUCAUUUGAGGAUUCAUACUGGUGAAAAACCUUAUGAAUGUAAGGAAUGUGGAAAAGCUUUUAGCAUCAGUUCACAGCUUGCUACUCAUCAGAAAAUUCAUACUGGAGAGAAACCUUACGGAUGUAAGGAAUGUGGUAAAGCCUUCAGCCAGACUACCCACCUUAUUCAACAUCAGAGAGUUCAUACUGGAGAGAAACCAUAUAAAUACGUCAACUUUUUAAGCCCCGACGCCCGCAGCCGCGCCCCUCGCCGCAGACCCCGGCCCAAUCCUGGUGCCGAUUCCCAGAAGCCGUUGGGACGGCCCGUGCUUACGGAGUCCGCCAUCGCGGUUCCUGUGGGGGACUACGUUUCCCAGCGGGCACUGCGGCAGGCGGGGCACGCCCACUUCCGGUGGGCGCUCGGCGUCCCCGUUUGUGCGGUCCCGUUUGGUUAUGAGGCGGGGGCGCGGCCGCCGCGACGAGGGUGGGGCCCGGUGGACGUGUGGCUGGAGGGUGACCGCCCGUGA